Euleptes europaea (tarantolino) is the source of this 519-nucleotide messenger RNA. It is a transcript of the gene MORN5, whose product is annotated as MORN repeat containing 5. The record is from RefSeq and is a predicted model, not a curated record. NCBI's taxonomy places the organism in Eukaryota, Metazoa, Chordata, Lepidosauria, Squamata, Sphaerodactylidae. The coding region runs from base 1 to 519 and encodes 172 amino acids. The transcript is spliced from 5 exons.
AUGGACCACACGGGCAGUCACUACGUGGGGCAGCGCGUCCACGGCAGGUUGGAGGGGAAAGGCACUUACACCCUUCCAACAGACACCAAAUACGUUGGUGAGAUGAAAGAUGGAAUGUUUCAUGGCAAGGGCACCUUGCACUUCCCUGGUGGGAGCAAAUAUGAAGGAACUUGGGACUGCGGAAUAGCCAUAGAGGGGAACUACACCUUUUCAGAUGGCUUGAAAUACACAGACGACAAGUGGCAUUACUGUGACGGUUAUGACAGACGGUUUUAUACAGAAAUCUGCAGUGGCCUGAAGCCUGCAGGCAUUUCUCAGCUUACAAACCUGAGUCCUCCUCGGGCCAUCCCAGAGGGCUGCUAUGACUGUGGCGAUGGCUUCUACAAUCCUCAAACCAGGGUGGUGGUUGAUUACAAACUACGGUUCCUAAGGAAUGCAGAUGACGAUGAACAUGAGUUGAUCAUCCGUACUUGCCGAAAAGGUUGGGACGAGAUCGUUGGCUAUACACCGAAAGAAUGA